This is a messenger RNA of Piliocolobus tephrosceles (Ugandan red Colobus), 3061 nucleotides long. It is a transcript of the gene OLFML1, whose product is annotated as olfactomedin like 1. The coding region runs from base 127 to 1335 and encodes 402 amino acids. The transcript is spliced from 4 exons. Lineage: Eukaryota; Metazoa; Chordata; Mammalia; Primates; Cercopithecidae. The record is from RefSeq and is a predicted model, not a curated record. Gene Ontology annotation, biological process: signal transduction.
ACCUCCCACCCCAACGCACACACAAUUAAGCCUGGAAGCGGCGUGCAACCACUAGCCUGGGGAGGGUCCACAUGUGUUAAGGGUGAAGGCAACAGAUGCUGGACCCAGGGAGCUCUCUGCCACAAGAUGAUGGUGGCCCUUCGAGGAGCUUCUGCAUUGCUCCUUCUGUUCCUUGCAGCUUUUCUGCCCCCGCCGCAGUGUGCCCAGGACCCAGCAAUGGUGCAUUACAUCUACCAGCGCUUUCGAGUCUUGGAGCAAGGGCUGGAAAAAUGUACCCAAGCAACAAGGGCAUACAUUCAAGAAUUCCAAGAGUUCUCAAAAAAUAUAUCUGUCAUGCUGGGAAGAUGUCAGACCUACACAAGUGAGUACAAGAGUGCAGUGGGUAACUUGGCACUGAGAGUUGAACGCGCCCAACGGGAGAUUGACUACAUACAAUACCUUCGAGAAGCUGACGAGUGCAUAGAAUCAGAGGACAAGACACUGGCAGAAAUGUUGCUCCAAGAAGCUGAAGAAGAGAAAAAGAUCCGGACUCUGCUGAAUGCAAGCUGUGACAACAUGCUGAUGAGCAUAAAGUCUCUGAAAAUAGUGAAGAAGAUGAUGGACACACAUGGCUCUUGGAUGAAAGAUGCUGUCUAUAACUCUCCAAAGGUGUACUUGUUAAUUGGAUCCAGAAACAACACUGUUUGGGAAUUUGCAAACAUACGGGCAUUCAUGGAGGAUAACACCAAGCCAGCUCCCCGGAAGCAAAUCCUAACACUUUCCUGGCAGGGAACAGGCCAAGUGAUCUAUAAAGGUUUUCUAUUUUUUCACAACCAAGCGACUUCUAAUGAGAUAAUCAAAUAUAACCUGCAGAAGAGGACUGUGGAAGAUCGAAUGCUGCUCCCAGGAGGGGUAGGCCGAGCAUUGGUUUACCAGCACUCCCCCUCAACUUACAUUGACCUGGCUGUGGAUGAGCAUGGGCUCUGGGCCAUCCACUCCGGGCCAGGCACUCAUAGCCAUUUGGUUCUCACAAAGAUUGAGCCGGGCACACUGGGAGUGGAACAUUCAUGGGAUACCCCAUGCAGAAGCCAGGAUGCUGAAGCCUCAUUCCUCUUGUGUGGGGUUCUCUAUGUGGUCUACCGUACUGGGGGCCAGGGCCCUCAUCGCAUCACCUGCGUCUAUGAUCCACUGGGCACUAUCAGUGAGGAAGACUUGCCCAACUUGUUCUUCCCCAAGAGACCAAGAAGUCACUCCAUGAUCCAUUACAACCCCAGAGAUAAGCAGCUCUAUGCCUGGAAUGAAGGAAACCAAAUCAUUUACAAGCUCCAGACAAAGAGAAAGCGGCCUCUGAAGUAAUGCAUUACAGCUGGGAGAAAGAGCAUUGUGGCUUUGGCAGCUGUUCUACAGGACAGUGAGGCUACAGCCCCUUCACAAUAUAGCAUCCUCUAAUCACACACAGGAAGAGUGUGUAGAAGUGGAAAUACAUAUGCAUCCUUACCCAGAUGUCACUGCCUUAGGUAUCUUCCAAGAGCUUAGAUGAGAGCAAGAGCAUAUCAUUAGGAAAGUUUUAACAAUGUCCAUUACUCCCCCAAACCUCCUGGUUCUCAAGGCUGACCACAUUCUGAUACAGCUUACUUCAAGCCUUUUCUUUUACUCCCCACCAGCAUUUACUGUAACUCUGCCCUCUUCCCUCCCACAAUUAGAGUUAUAUACCAGCCCCUAAUAUUCAACACUGGCUUUUCUCUCCCCUGGCCUUUGCUGAAGCUUUUCCCUCUUUUUCAAAUGUCUAUUGAUAUUCUCCUAUUUUCACUGCCCAACUAAAGUACUAUUAAUAUUUCUUUCUUUUCUUUUCUUUUUUUUUUUUUUGAGACAAGGUCUCACUAUGUUGCCCAGGCUGGUCUCAAACUCCAGAGCUCAAGAGAUCCUCCUGCCUCAGCCUCCUAAGUACCUGGGAUUACAGGCAUGUGCCACCACACCUGGCUUAAAGUACUAUCUCUUAUUGAGGUCUAACCUCUAUUUCCCCUAGCCCUGUCCUUCCACUAAGCUAGGUAGGUGUAAAAAUAAAGUGAAAAUGUUAACAUUUGAAUACCACUUUCCAGGUGUAGAGUGUUUGCACAUCAUUUAAUUCUCAUUUCACCCUUGCAAAACAUGCACAAGUCUUUACAGCUGUCAUUCUAGAGUUUAGGUGAGUAACACAAUUACAAAGUGAAAGAUACAGCUAGAAAAUACAAAUUCCAGUCUUUCAAUUGCCCAAGGAAACAUCAAAUAUGUAGGUUUGUUCACCUACUCUUAUAGUCAAUGUGUUCAUCAUUUCAGCCUAAAAAUAACAGUCUGCCCCUUUAGCCAGUUUUCAUGUCUGUGCAAGACCUUUCAAUAGGCCUUUCAAAUGAUAAUUCCUCCAGAAAACCAGUCUAAGAGUGAGGACCCCCAACUCUAGCCUCCCCUUGUCUUGCUGUCCUCUGUUUCUCUCUUUUUGCUUUAAAUUCAAUAAAAGUGACACUGAACAAAUAACCUCAUUAGGUUAUAUUUGCCCACAUACCCUAAGCAUAAAAGCUUUCUGGGAGUGCUGCUCAUGUUAGGUUUACUGUGAAUGAUUUCCAACACACUGAGGCCCUUAGUAAAUAUUCUGGAAUCUGGACAGACGUCAUAGAGCAGGCAAGCGACUCUGCCACAGCAGGCAUGCCCUGUGGCACCGAGGGCAGCAUGCCUCUUGACAGGGGCUUCCCCAGUGUUUCCCACAUGUUUAUCCAAUUCAGCUAAGUUCAAGUCACAAGUGCAGGCUGUGGUGCCAGUCUGUGUCACGUGCUGAAGCCUCUGUCUUUCCAGGUUGGUCACAUGAGAAGGUUUGCUUUGUGUGCUUGCAGCUGUUUUCCUGUCUUUGCCAAGCCCAGGCUGGGACCAUAGGCAGUGAAGAGAAAAUGUUUUUUUCCAUAGCAUUUGAGUAGAUCUUUGGCAAAAGGGAAUUACUCAGUCCAUGGAUACACUGUAAUUACCCACAGUUCUAACAGAAUGGUAUAGAGAGCCCAAAUCCUUUGUGGAAUGAGACAGGUAUGAAUAAAAUAAAUGUGAUAUUACCUGCCCU